Messenger RNA from Serpula lacrymans var. lacrymans S7.9, 2446 nucleotides. RefSeq lists its product as uncharacterized. Gene Ontology annotation, biological process: protein phosphorylation; regulation of glucose metabolic process. Gene Ontology annotation, molecular function: pyruvate dehydrogenase (acetyl-transferring) kinase activity. The transcript has 8 exons. The coding region runs from base 114 to 1454 and encodes 446 amino acids. NCBI's taxonomy places the organism in Eukaryota, Fungi, Basidiomycota, Agaricomycetes, Boletales, Serpulaceae. Gene Ontology annotation, cellular component: mitochondrion. The record is from RefSeq and is a predicted model, not a curated record.
GCCCUUGCCUUUGCUCAUUGCUUUUCCCUACGGCUGCAUGCCCGGCUUUUCCAUUUACUUAAAAGCAAACAACACAACUCAGAAUCUCUGUCUUGCAUGUUCAUUUCUCCAUCAUGUCUGCCGCAUUCCGCAUCUCGCCCUCUCUCUGGGACAAGAUCCACCACUUUGCCUCAUUUCCACAGACCGGUGUCUCGCUGCAACAAAUGGUCCUUUUUGGACAGAACCCAAGCCAGGGCACCCUUCUCAAAGCCAGCCAGUUUCUCGUAGAGGAACUUCCAGUGCGCCUGGCUCACCGCGUGAAAGAGCUCGACGAACUGCCUCACAAUCUUAGCGACAUGCCUUCCAUUCGCAAAGUCAAGAACUGGUAUGCUCAGUCCUUCGAGGAAUUGAUCGGUUUUCCUCCCAUCAGUCUAUCGCCCAGCAUCCGCCAAGCCCUCAUGGUUCGUUCAGAAGACAUCUUCCUCCCUGAAUCAACCCCGAACCCUUCUUUGAUGAACCCUAUCGAUAACGACCACCCAUUCCUAGGUAACAUGAAUUCACGAAGUCCAAAUGGCUCUUCCAAUGGGAACAGUUUCAAUAACAUGAAACUGCGCGUUCCGAUGGAGAGAAGAUAUUACGCAAAGACAAGCGGGAUCGAGUGGCCACCUGAAGUAAGCGACUUCAAUAGUCGUUUCACCCGGUGCUUGGAAGCGAUCAAACGGAGACACGACCCAACCGUGACUACCGUGGCACAGGGCGUGUUAGAGUGGAAACGGAGCCAGAAUGCCAAAAAUAUAGGUUUAGAUAUCCAAGCAUGGCUGGACAGAUUCUACAUGUCUCGUAUAGGCAUUCGUUUUCUUAUAGGCCAACAUGUCGCUCUAAACACGCAACAGCCCCACAAGGAUUAUGUAGGCAUCAUUUGCACUGAGGCGAACGUCCAUGACAUUGUACAAGAAGCAAUCGAGAAUGCUAGAUUCGUCUGUGAAGAACAUUACGCCAUGUUCAAAGGGCCUCCCGUCCAGCUCAUCUGUCCCAAGAACCUUUCCUUCCCUUACGUCCCCGGGCACUUGUCCCAUAUCUGCUUUGAGCUCCUCAAAAACUCCCUUCGUGCCGUUGUAGAGCGUUUCGGACACGACAAUGAGGACCACUUCCCGCCCAUCAAGGUGAUCGUCGUCGAGGGUAAAGAAGACAUCACCAUCAAGAUCUCCGAUGAGGGUGGGGGCAUCCCACGUAGUGCCAUACCCCUGAUCUGGACUUAUAUGUACACAACAAUGGAAAGUAAAGGUAUAGACCAGGAUUUCCAGGCUAGUGAUUUCCAAGCUCCUAUGGCUGGGUUCGGGUAUGGACUACCUUUAUCCAGAUUGUAUGCACGAUAUUUUGGUGGCGAUCUCCGAUUAAUCUCAAUGGAUGGGUUCGGAACCGACGUAUACAUCCAUCUCAAUCGACUUUCAAGCAGCCGCGAACCUUUACAAUAAACCAAUGAUGUAUGAUGUGACUGAAAUACAAAACAACGUGUGUGUAAUAAUAUUAAUUGUAACCUGUAUAUGUACCUAGUCUCUACACUAUCUCCCAUUACUUUGUGUAUGUUUAUGGAAUGGAAAACGGGGAUGUCGGACGAGAUGGUCCAACUAGAUUGAUACAAGUGUGUAAAAACCAAACAAAAAAGUGUAAUAAAACGUAGCGAUGCAGGGAAGAUAGCAUGAGAGAUAGAGAGCAACGUAGCCAAACUGAUAACGAAACACGAACCAAGAAAAAAGGGUGACUGAUCAAUGUUCUGAAGCGGGAGCGGGCCAUCUCGUUUAUGUCGGGCCGUCUGCAUCCCAUGAGCGCUUCAGGUGUGUAGGGUAGCUCUGGGACAUGAUGGGGAAGUAGCCCUGCCGCGAUUCGUGAGCGAUACUCUGCUUGCGCUGCGGCUCACUCGCAAGACCAGUGGCGAAAUGCGAUGGUCGGUGAGACGCUUCCAACGCUCCCACUUCCUCUUCCAGCCGUUUAUUAGCAUACUUCAGCUGCUGCAGCUCAUACUGCCAACUCGACCCGCGCUUGGUGUCUAGCUCCUCGAAUACGCUCGAGUCGAGCGGAUGCGCAAGGGUCCCUCCAUCCGACGAGGAAGAAGAAUCGCCCAGAGCCUUGAUCUGACAUAUCACAGGGAAAGGCGACGGCGACCCUCUAUACGGCGUGCAAUACAAAACGAGAGCAACAUAGACCUGACAGCCAUCUUUCCUUUUCAUCGUACACGCCAUAACGCUAGGCUCGUCAAUAGUCGACGUGCGCUUCAGCUCUUCCUCCACAAGAUGCCGGACGUCACCACCCACGACAAAGUCCCCGAUCACCUUGCCUAUCAUCUCACCGGGUCCCCAGCCCAAGACGUCGCUCACCGCCAUGCCAGCGACGAGGAAUGUCCCCUUGUUGUUGAGGAUACCCCAGAAUUCCCGUUCGCACUCCUUAAUGUGUUCUUUCCGCUGAAGGU